AUGUCGACUCCAGCAUUUGAUCCCACCAAGGCAUACAAGAGAUUCGAAGUCAAUGGAGCAUUUUUGGGUGAUGGCCGAGAGGUCGCGCUCCUCGAAUAUGUGUAUAGCCGACCGGACCUUGACCAGCUCAGGGGGAAUCCAUCGAGAGUCCUUCAAGCUAUAGAUGAGUUUGCCAGGACGCACACUGGUCUGAUCAAUGUCGGCGAGAUCAAGGGUGCCAUUGUCUGCGAUACCAUUGCCAAGUAUAAGCCUGCUAUCAUGGUUGAGUUGGGCAGCUACGUGGGCUAUUCAGCCAUUUUAUUUGGCAAUGCUUUGAAGAAGGCUGGUGGGAAGGCUUACUACAGCAUCGAAAAGAGUCCCCUUUUUGCUGCCAUUUCCACAAGUCUCGUGGACCUUGCCGGUCUCCGCGAUACGGUGCGAGUCAUCGUUGGCACAGGCGAAGAAGGGAUUAUGCGGUUGCACAAAGAGGGUGUCCUUGAGCCGAAGGUCGACAUGUUUUUUUUUGACCAUCACAAACCCUCCUAUACGCCGGAUCUCAAAGUUUGUGAGCGGCUAGGGUUGGUUGGAGUAGGCACGGUUCUGGUGGCCGACAACAUGAUUCAGCCAGGUAACCCAGCCUACAUGGCAUAUGUGCGCGCCAGUGUUGCGGAGAAACGGGAGUUGGACAAAGAAUCGACGGAGAAGGGGAAUCCGAAUCUCCAAUACCGUAGUCAAUUUAUCAAAAGCUUCGACCCAUCCGGCGACGAGGAUGCACUGGAAAUCACGGAAUGUGUCGGGGUUGAGGCUUGA
Molecule: messenger RNA, 789 nt
Organism: Thermochaetoides thermophila DSM 1495
Lineage: Eukaryota; Fungi; Ascomycota; Sordariomycetes; Sordariales; Chaetomiaceae
Product: catechol o-methyltransferase-like protein
Exons: 2
Coding region: 1-789 (262 amino acids)
Molecular function (GO): O-methyltransferase activity
Source: RefSeq, a predicted model, not a curated record